AUGCCGAAUGAAGCCGUAAGUGACGAGACCACCAUUUCGACGAUACACAUAACUAAGAGCCUCAGGAAUGUGCCUCCUAAAAUCAACAAGCUUCAGCAAGCAGUCAUUGACCGCCUGGCCCCCGUAAUCGCCUCUGACGCAGAAUACCACCCCGGUGGUGAUGUGUAUGGUGGUCACUCAGAAUGCCUCCCUCACACGCGAGAGCAGCUUCUCAACGACAUCUGCGACUGGCUCGAUGAGUCUGAUGCGCCCCAGAAACAUCUCUACUGGCUGCAAGGAAAGGCCGGUACCGGGAAGUCUACAAUUGCACGCACAGUUGUAAGCCGAAUGAGCAGAAAGAAGCGCGUUGUCGCCAAUUUUUUCUUCAAGCGAGGUGAAGGCGAUAGGUCACGGCUUAAGCGAUUCUUCACAACAAUCUCAGCUCAGCUUGUCAGAAAACUACCCGGUCUUGCUCAGAUGGUCCAAGAUGCCUUGGAAUCAGAGCCCUCACUGCCAGAACAGGAUCCACGGGUUCAGUUCAGGAAGCUCAUCAAAGAACCUUUACAAAUGCAAACCUCCUGCCACGAUAAAGCUAUAGUGAUCGUCGUCGACGCCCUUGAUGAAUGCGAUUCAAAAGAGGAUCUAGUUGCUCUGGUUCAGCAGCUCUCGAAAUCAAUUGUCCGUACCCAAGGCUAUCAAUCUUCGUCUGGACAACUUUUAGUCAAAUAUUUUGUCACCAGUCGCUUGGACCGUCACACAAGCUCUGCUCUCCACAUAGUCUCCGAGGAGAAAUGUGAGAAAAUAGAGCUUGAGAGGGCCACAUCAGGCACCACUAAGCAAGAUAUUGAGUGCUAUUUCAAGAUCCGCCUACAGAAAAUCGACGGCUUUUUGAACCCAUUGUCAGAGUCCGACCCGUGGUCAAAUCCUGCAGACGUAGGAAUUCUCAAGAAACUUGCAGAUCGAGCGGAUCCACUAUUCGAAUUUGCCGCUGCUGCUUGUCGUUAUAUUGCGCAGCCUACUGUGCCUGGAGGGCCGAGGCUUCUCAUACAAGAUAUACUGGAUUCUAACAGUUAUGGAGACCUUGAUGGCGUAUAUCUCCCAAUCUUGAGACGGAGGUUCGUCAACCUCAAAGGGCCCCUUCGCGAUCGAGCAUGGGCAGCUUUUGAGGAUGUCAUUGGCACAGUUGUCUUCUUGGCGGAUUCCGUGACAGUUCAUUGUCUUGCAAUGCUUUCCGGGCAAGAUGAGCAAGCGGUUCGCCAAGAACUGUUGCUCUUUGAGUCAGUCUUGGUGGUUCCAAGGAAGCAGGACAGUUCACUGCCUAUCACUUUAUUCCACGAGUCUUUCAGGGAUUUCCUCAUUGGACCGGAGGCCAGCGAAGAGUUUAAACUUGAUAUGCAAAAGACGCACAUGCGUCUGGCAACUCGAUGUCUUGAAGUUCUACGCGGGACGUUGAAGGAGAAUCUUUGCAACUUGAAGAGUCCUGGAACACACCGAAGCGAAGUCGAUGAUGAAACUAUCCGGACAUCAAUAUCAGAAGAGGCCAAAUAUGCCUGCAGAUUUUGGGCCUAUCAUCUGAAAAGGUGCGGGUUGCAGCUGAUUGAUGGCGAUAAUUGGCAUUUAUUUCUCUCCUCUCGCUUUCUCCAUUGGCUCGAAGCACUUUCUUUGCUUGGGAGAUUUUCUGAGAUCAUGCCGCUGAUCCGGGAGUUGGAAGCCAUCAUACACCCGACUGAUGGAGCACAAGUGAAAGCGUUUCUGGACGAUGCUCACCGCUUCAUCCAGUACUUCGGUCAAACCAUUAAUGCCGCGCCAUUACAAAUUUACAGCUCGGCACUCACAUUUUGUCCUACUGAGAGUGUUAUUCGAAAAUCAUUUGUCGCUUGUCUGCCUGAAUGGAUUACCCGGACCCCAAUCGUCGAAGCCCAAUGGAGCGCCUGCCUGCAGACUCUUGAAGAUCAUGAAGCGCGUGUUACCAGUAUCGCCUUUUCACCUGAGGGUCUCCUCGCAUGCGAAGAUCGCCAUAAAAAUGUCAAGAUAUGGGACAUUCGAUCGGGCACCUGCCUGCACACUUUGCGUAUCAGAGACGGGGGGUCCCGGUUCAGAUCUAAAACGGCGACAAUUUCACCAGAUGGACGGUUGCUUGCAACAGGCGAUAACAUCGGAACAAUCGUCAUUUGGGAGUGGAAAGAGGACAUUUGUCUGAGACCCAUUACGGAGCAUGGCGGCAGAAUUCACUCGCUGGCAUUCUCACCAGACGGUGCACGGCUUGCCUCGGCAUCGGCAGACCGAACGGUGAAAAUUUGGGACGUUUCCAUAUUAAUGCACAAUGAGGGAAGUGAAAGUGUUGGGUCCGAUAUGGUUUCAUUGGCCUUGAACGGUCAAAGAUUCAUUACUUCAACCUCCGGUGCGUCUUCAGGUCAUCUGUGGGACAACUAUGGCAGGGAAUGCGCUGGGAUAUCGUUCGAAGGGAUGGAAGCACGUGGCAUACAGGUGUCUGCAAAUGGGAACAUGUGUGCGGCUUUUUCAGACGAAGACAUUAUCCUCUGGGACAUGGAAACAGGCGGCAGCUUGCCAAUGACGAAUUACAGUGGGAGCAUCUUUGACCCAAGCAUUUGCUCAAUAGCCCUCUCAGCGGAUGGUGGAAGGCUUGUGGCAGGCACUGAAUAUGGGACCGUCGAGGUGUGGGAGUCUCGUACCAGCGAA
Molecule: messenger RNA, 2679 nt
Organism: Trichoderma reesei QM6a
Lineage: Eukaryota; Fungi; Ascomycota; Sordariomycetes; Hypocreales; Hypocreaceae
Exons: 3
Molecular function (GO): protein binding
Source: RefSeq, a predicted model, not a curated record